UUGUGUAGACAUUAUUGAUGUAUAACUUGUGUUAUGUCUUAAAAAAGUACUUCCUUUUCCUCUUCAGUUUUUGUGGACAUCAAUACAACUCCACUCUUGAAGUGAUUUGAACACACACACAGACACACAAAAUGGUCAAAGGUGUCGGUAUGUCCCGCGAUCUGCAAUGGGUAUUGACCCGCAACUGGUCAUCAUCGUUGAUCAAAGUACGCGGCAUUGAUCGCCACUUUAGCCGAUCGCGAUUCAAUCCGAAAGGUCUAUACGUACCGCGAUUUGAAGGCCAAUACCAGCAAAAAGCGUUGACCGUUGAACCGAAUUCAUCGGGAAAAGGUGUUACCUUGCAGUACAAGAAACGCCGUCAUCAGCAAAAACCUGGCCAAAGUGUGGCCAAAAUUGUCCUCAAUAAGGACGCCCGUCGGACAUUGAACAACAUUAAGAAGUUUUGUAACAAAAACUUAUACCGAACUGACCUGAAGAAUGUCUGUCUUCGCAGAGCCAGUGCUAUACUGAGGAGUCAGAAGCCGAAGCCGACAAAGAAGAGUCGUCGGGCGGCGCCUCCGAAGAAAACUGAGACAUAGAGAGAGAGAUCCGUUUUCAGGCGUUUAACUGUUGAUUACAUUUUUUUUGUUUGGAAAAUAAAAUGAUUUGUAAUUAAAUCCGAUAUUUAAUAAAUAAAAAAAUCAUUUUUUUGUG
Messenger RNA from Oppia nitens, 693 nucleotides. It is a transcript of the gene RpL28, whose product is annotated as 60S ribosomal protein L28-like. NCBI's taxonomy places the organism in Eukaryota, Metazoa, Arthropoda, Arachnida, Sarcoptiformes, Oppiidae. Bases 132 to 578 code for a protein of 148 amino acids. Gene Ontology annotation, cellular component: cytosolic large ribosomal subunit; ribosome. The record is from RefSeq and is a predicted model, not a curated record. The transcript is spliced from 3 exons. Gene Ontology annotation, biological process: translation. Gene Ontology annotation, molecular function: structural constituent of ribosome.